CUACCUACCAACCAAGAUAACUGGACCCCACCACACCACAAUCUCUCAUUCACAAUCACAAACCUCCAAAUUUCACCUAUAAAACUUUCUCAUACCUUUUUCUUCUCCUUCUUCUUCCUUUGCAUCAUCACUUUUGUUUUUCUUUCUUUCUUUCUCAUCACUUAAAAAGUGUUCAAUUUAUCAAAAGACCCUUUUUAGUGUUUUCAAGAGACAACCAUAAUGAUCCUAUCACAGAAAGAUUAAACCAUGCUUUGUCGGCCAUUCAAACUUCACAUCCCAAAAAAGAUCCUUCCCACUCAUUUCUUACCCUGUGGAGAUAUUCAUUUUUCUGAUUCAUCAACUUUUUAGUCUAUCUUCUUCAUUUUAUUAAUCCUAGGACAAAAGGGUUUCUAUUUUGAUUCUAAAAAUCUCAUCUUUUUUGCUUCAGAUCAAAGAUCCUCACUUUUCAUACCAUAAGGUGAAGUGGGUAUAUUCUAUUUUUUUUGAGGAUUCAGUUUUAUUCAUUAAUUAACUUCCAUGGCUCUUCUCGAUUUUCCUUCAAAGGGAUUCAUUGAUCCCAAUUGGUGAAUUGGUUGCUCUUUUGAAAAGUGAUGGUGGGCUUUGAAAGGCGUUGAUUAUUAAGAUAUCUAGGAACAUGAAGGAGGGAAGAGGUUAUGCAAAAGGGUAUUCCGUUAAUUUGUUGCUACUAUUGAGUUUACUCUUUUGUAGCACAGAAGGGUUGAAUUUAGAGGGACAAAUUCUCUUGGAGAUCAAGAAUGGACUUCAUGAUAAGUAUAAUCUUUUGGGAAAUUGGAAAUCUAGUGAUGAAACUCCAUGUGGCUGGGUAGGUGUAAAUUGCAUUUAUAUACAUGGUAGUGGUAGUGAUCCGGUGGUUGUUUCUCUUAAUUUGAGUUCUAUGGAUCUUUCUGGAACUCUAAACGGUAGCGUUGGGGGUCUUAACAAGUUAACUUAUCUCAAUCUUGCUUAUAAUGGUUUUAUUGGGAAUAUCCCGAAGGAGAUUGGUGAGUUAUUGAGUUUGGAAUAUCUUUACUUGAACAAUAAUCAAUUUGAGGGACCGAUUCCGGUUGAAUUAGGUAAGUUGUCUGUUUUGAAAAAUUUGAAUAUUUGCAACAAUAAACUCUCUGGUGUUCUUCCGGUCGAGUUUGGAAACCUGUCUUCUUUGGUUGAGUUAGUUGCUUUUAGCAACUUUCUCGUUGGCCCGUUGCCUAAUUCUGUUGGAAAUCUUGAGAAUCUCGUGACUUUCAGAGCUGGGGCGAAUAACAUUACUGGUAUCUUGCCGGAAGAAAUUGGCAGAUGUAGGAGCUUGGUACGUCUAGGUCUUGCUCAAAAUCAAAUCGAAGGGGAGAUACCGAAGGAGAUUGGGAUGCUCGAAAACUUAAAAGAAUUGGUUUUAUGGGAAAACAAGUUAUCAGGAGUUGUUCCUAAAGAGCUUGGGAAUUGUAGCAGGCUUGAGAUCCUUGCUUUAUACGGGAAUAGUUUUGUUGGACCGUUACCUCAUGAGAUUGGAAACCUGAAAUCGUUGAAGUGGUUGUAUCUUUACAGAAAUAAGUUGAACGGAUCCAUUCCAAGGGAAAUUGGAAAUCUUUCUUCAGCUUUACACAUUGAUUUCUCAGAGAACUCGUUGGCAGGCGAUAUUCCAUCGGAGUUCAGCAAAAUCCGUGGUCUAAGUUUGCUCUUUCUCUUUGAGAAUCAUCUAACUGGUGUGAUACCAAAUGAGUUUGGUAGCUUGAAGAACUUGACGAAGCUGGACCUGUCGAUAAAUAAUCUUACCGGUCCGAUUCCUUCCGGUUUUCAAUAUUUGACUCAUAUGUAUCAGCUGCAACUUUUCGACAACAACCUAAGUGGUGUUAUUCCUCAGGGACUUGGACUUUAUAGUCGUCUUUGGGUGGUUGAUUUUUCCGACAACAACUUGACGGGAAAUAUCCCUCCUUAUCUAUGCCGAAACUCUCAUUUGAUGCUGUUGAAUCUCGCCGAUAAUCAGCUUUAUGGAAACAUACCAACAGGUAUAUUGAACUGUGAAUCAUUGGCACAGUUGCUUUUGGUCGGUAACAGGCUAACUGGUGGUUUCCCUUCGGAAUUGUGUAAACUUGAGAACCUUACCGCCAUUGAUUUGAAUGAUAACAGGUUUACCGGUCCGCUUCCUCGUGAGAUUGCAAACUGCCACAAUUUGCAAAGGCUUCAUAUUGCAAACAAUUACUUCACAUUGGAGUUGCCGAAGGAAAUAGGAAAUCUCUCUCAAUUGGUGACUUUUAAUGUUUCUUCUAAUCUUUUCACCGGAAGAAUCCCUCCUGAAAUUUUUUGGUGCCAGAGGCUGCAGCGGCUUGAUCUCAGUCAGAACCGUUUUACUGAUUCGUUGCCGAAUGAAAUUGGAACACUUCAGCACUUGGAGAUUCUCAAGCUCUCAGACAAUAAAUUGUCUGGAACUAUUCCUGCUGCAUUAGGCAAUCUGUCUCAUUUGAACUGGCUGCUUAUGGACGGUAAUUUGUUUUUCGGCGAAAUACCUCCUCAGCUGGGUUCUCUUUCGAGCUUACAGAUAGCAAUGGAUCUCAGUUACAAUAAUCUUUCUGGUAGAAUACCGUCUCGGCUUGGCAAUCUCAAUAUGCUUGAAUAUCUCUUUCUCAAUAACAACCAAUUGGAUGGCGAAAUUCCGAGUACCUUUAGCGCACUUUCUAGCUUGAUGGGAUGUAACUUCUCAUACAAUAACCUCUCUGGACCUAUCCCUUCUACUAAAAUUUUCGAAAGUAUGGCUUUAAGCAGCUUUGUUGGUGGUAACAUAGGCCUUUGCGGUACACCUCUCGUUGACUGCAAUAGCUUUUCAGCUUCUCGCUCUAUUCCCUCGGCGAAAGACGGUGAUUCUUCGCGUGCCAAAGUUGUCAUGAUCAUUGCAGCUACUGUUGGUGGUGUUUCUCUCGUUUUGAUUAUAGUUAUUUUAUAUUUAAUGAGACGACCCCGGGAGCCUGUUGAUUCCUUUGUAGACCCCGAAACUCUCUCGCCAGAUUCGGAUAUCUAUUUCCCUCCAAAAGACGGUUUCACAUUUCAAGACCUACUUGAAGCUACAAAAAGAUUUCAUGAAAGUUAUGUCAUCGGUAGUGGAGCAUGCGGAACGGUUUAUAAAGCAGUGAUGAAAUCCGGUAAGACAAUUGCUGUUAAGAAGCUAGCGUCGAACCGGGAAGGGAACAACGUCGAUGACAGUUUCAGGGCUGAGAUAUCGACACUAGGAAGGAUAAGGCAUCGGAACAUAGUGAAACUGUAUGGUUUUUGUUACCAUCAAGGUUCCAAUCUCUUACUUUAUGAAUACAUGGAACGAGGUAGCUUAGGUGAAUUAUUGCACGGUUCUGCAAGUAAUUUAGAGUGGCCAACUCGAUUCAUGAUUGCUCUCGGAGCUGCUGAAGGCCUCGCUUACUUGCAUCAUGACUGUAAACCGAAGAUUAUUCACCGGGAUAUAAAAUCUAACAACAUCCUUCUAGAUGAAAAUUUUGAGGCUCAUGUUGGUGAUUUUGGCUUGGCGAAAGUGAUAGACAUGCCUCAGUCAAAGUCGAUGUCCGCAGUCGCUGGAUCUUAUGGAUAUAUUGCUCCGGAAUAUGCAUAUACCAUGAAGGUUACCGAGAAGUGUGACAUAUACAGUUACGGCGUUGUGCUGUUGGAAUUGCUAACCGGAAAAUCUCCAGUUCAACCGAUGGAGCAAGGAGGCGAUCUUGUUACAUGGACGAGAAACCAUAUUCGGAACCAUAACAAUACGUUGAGCUCAGAGAUACUCGAUACUCGUCUUGAUCUUGAAGACCAAAUCACUAUAAACCACAUGCUCACUGUUCUGAAACUUGCUUUAAUGUGCACAAGUAUGUCUCCUACUAAGCGUCCGUCAAUGCGCGAAGUUGUGUUGAUGCUCAUCGAGUCGAAUGAGCGAGAAGGGAACUUAACACUUACUCGAACAAACCAUGAUCCUCCUCCUUCUAAAGAUAACACAUGAAAUUAUGCUAGUUCUCUUGAGAGUUUUGUUAACAGAUAUGAUUUUUGUACAUUCUUUUACUUCAUUAUGCUACUAGAGUUGAUAAUUUUAAUUUAUACUUGUCUUUUUAUUGAUUUCACUUAUAUGUAUACAACAAUCCUAGAAAUCUAAGAUCUAAAAAGACUCUUGAUUUUGCUAGAUACAAUGUGUAUUUGAGCCACUAAAUUCACUUUAUUAUAGUAUUUUAGUACUCAUAAAGAAGUUUAUACAA
Messenger RNA from Lathyrus oleraceus (garden pea), 4217 nucleotides. Its product is annotated as probable leucine-rich repeat receptor-like protein kinase At2g33170. Gene Ontology annotation, molecular function: ATP binding; protein kinase activity; protein binding. Bases 635 to 3967 code for a protein of 1110 amino acids. Gene Ontology annotation, biological process: protein phosphorylation. The record is from RefSeq and is a predicted model, not a curated record. The transcript has 3 exons. NCBI's taxonomy places the organism in Eukaryota, Viridiplantae, Streptophyta, Magnoliopsida, Fabales, Fabaceae.